This is a messenger RNA of Trypanosoma cruzi, 459 nucleotides long. RefSeq lists its product as uncharacterized. Bases 1 to 459 code for a protein of 152 amino acids. NCBI's taxonomy places the organism in Eukaryota, Euglenozoa, Kinetoplastea, Trypanosomatida, Trypanosomatidae. Gene Ontology annotation, cellular component: microtubule. The record is from RefSeq and is a predicted model, not a curated record. The transcript has a single exon. Gene Ontology annotation, molecular function: tubulin binding. Gene Ontology annotation, biological process: positive regulation of protein polymerization; microtubule bundle formation; microtubule polymerization.
AUGAGCAUUGAGAGCGCCUUUUACGCCUUUGCCUCCUUUGGUGGUGCGCCCACGAAAGAGAUGGACAAUGCUCACUUCUCCAAGAUGCUGAAGGAGACGAAGGUCAUUGGAAAGCAAUUCACCAGCACCGACGCCGAUCUUCUCUUCAACAAAGUGAAGGCAAAGGGAGCCCGCAAAAUUACAUUGUCGGAUUUUGUUGACAAGGCUGUUCCUGAGAUUGCAUCAAAGUUAAAGAAGUCCGCGGAGGAAUUGAUCGCAGAUAUUUCAAGUUGCUCUCCCGAGGCACGCGCAACCAAGGCCGAUGCAGUGAAGUUCCACGACGAUAAGAACAUGUACACUGGUGUCUACAAGGCCGGCGGGCCAACAAACGUGGAUCGCAACUCCGGCUCCCUUUCAGGUGUCGUGGAUCGCCGUGUGGCGCAGACUGACGUUCGUGGCACGACUGCUUCCCAGAAGUAA